Molecule: messenger RNA, 1596 nt
Organism: Pseudo-nitzschia multistriata
Lineage: Eukaryota; Bacillariophyta; Bacillariophyceae; Bacillariales; Bacillariaceae
Source: the annotation of a GenBank genome assembly
UAGUUUCGUGGCAAUGUACUUGAUGAUUUGAUACGCGUCCCACAUUAUGUCAUCCUUAGCCGCGACGCAGAGCGAUGGGUAUUACCUGCCUCCGGAAUACUUCGAUAGCGGUGCAUAUCGAAAACAAUCCAGGAACCAAUUUGCGGCGGGGGCAUCRGCCGCGAAUUCGAAUUCUGGCAGCARAUGUUUAUCCAACAAGAAACAGAAGAAAAAGAGUGGACAUAACCAGUGGUUAAAAAAUGGAGUUGUCCGAUUCGAAUUGCCAGAAAAGGCGGUCUGUUUGGGUUGUCAUCAGUCAGUGGGGAGAGGAACGAGAUUCAAUGCCAAAAAGAUCACAACGGAUCAGUGCUACUUUUCAACUAAGAUCUACGAGUUUCAGCUGUCGUGUCGGAACUGUCAAAAGUACGUCGCGUGAUAUUGCGUUUCUGACUUUUCAUCUUCUUUUGAUCGAGAACGAAAGAAUUAUUGCAAACDAGAGACUUGUUGUUAAGCGUUUGACCUGUGCGGACCUGAACUCAUAAUUAACAACAUAUUCGGUGGCCUGUAUUUUAAUUUAACAAUUAUAUUGUAGGCCAUGGGUCAUUCGCACCAAUCCAAAAGACCGCGGUUUUGACUAUGUCUCUGGUGUCAAAAGACAAGCGGGUCAGGAGAGAAACCURGUCRCUGGCUCAUCAACAAGUCUCGGCAAUGGAAACGACAACGGCACUUACGAUCGUAGAUCAAUCGAUCAGCUAGAAAGGGCCGCGGUGACAAGGAUGGAGAAGGCCAGAGAAAUGACCGAGAUUGAACAAUUGGAACAAAUCCGAAAGCUAAACGAGGUUGUAUCUGCAUCGGUGAACGAUGCAGAUACGAAUGCUUCUAUUCGAAAAUCCUUUCGGAAAGAUCGAACCGAAAAACGAAGCAGAUUGAGAGAGGCAACGGACAAGGGRUGGAGAAACGGGAUGGUGGUACUGCCUACUAACGAUGACGAUAUUCUCGCAGCCAACGAAACGUGUUAUGGGCGACCAGCGGAAGAUGAGAAACGAAACCUUUCUGCUGUGCGAAAGUCCUCUAUAUUCUCUUCUCAAAGAGSGGCGAAGAGGAAGAAGAAGAGCCGUCGAAUGCGAUCGCGACCGUCUGAUCAUCGUGCAGAAGUCACUAGUGGUAGGAUUGUUACUGCAAGUCCUGUCCGAUCUGAUAAUUUUUCCAUCUCAAACAGGAACGACACCACCAAUUUAGGAGUUGUACUGCCAGGAAAAACAGAAACAACAGAGCCAAUCGCCACAAAGCACACGCCAGCUCAUCCUUGUUCACCUUCAUUCUUGGUGACCGAUGGGACAAUACAAAAUGCGGCAAAGAAAAAAAGAAAGAAAACUCUACAACUGCAACGAGGAGAAAGAGGUCUCUCGGUUAUCGAAAAGGAGAAAGAAACGGAGGCCAAAACAGAAUUYGACACAGGUGGUGGCAUCAGCGAUAAGAACUGUUUGGAGAAUUCGCCAUCUUCAAGAGGGAAAUCUGCGGGGCCUACAUCGUCCUUUUCUGAAAUGAUGGCUGCAUACGACUCAGACACAGACAGCUAUUAGCUWUUUAUAACAAUAACAAAAGUGUUGUAAGCAA